CGGUCGGCUUAGAGCUGUGUGACGCAGGUGUUAAUUUAAAACUCCAAAAAUUCACAAGCUUGUUUGCUCUUUGAUUGACAUAGCAUACUGCCAAAGCUUAUUUUCAAAGUUUUCUGAGGUGAACCAUAAAGACACCGAGUCGCACAGUGUGAAACAUCGCAGGGGAACGCUACUGUUGCCCGGCCAACCUCACACAAACAUGAGAGUGGGGGAGUGUCUGAUCAUCCGCAGGUGUAACGCUCACAUUAAACACUUUAAACCUGCUCUAGCUGCUGUGGUUUGCUUUGAACAUGUUUCCAUUAGUCUGCAACGUAAACUGUGUGUGACCCCGCCGACACAACGCCCAUAGAAGAAGAUAAUUUGACACUGCAGGUCCACUCACUGCUCAAAGACAGAUAUUCUGAAGACCUGCUUGAGGGAUCCACUCCAGUGUGGCAACUGACUGUGAAGCCCGGGAUUCUGUGUCUUGCGAAGUAUUUUGUGAACUCAUUUGGAGGAGCACUACAUAUUGCAUAUUACUGAAAAUAGAACGAGAGGAGACAAAGACAAAUAGAGUGGAAGAAAGGGAAGUGCAGUAACCCGAGUGGAGACCUCGAGCAGACGGCUUAUGGUGGGAGCUAUUAUCUCAGGGACGUGCUUUCAGUCUGAGGAUGGAACAGGGGGAAUUUGUCCUUGACCAGGGGAUUGCCAGGAGCUGGAGAGAAACCUCUUUUUUUCUGAAAUGAGAAAUGUUUUAUAUCCGUACAUUUAAAUGCACAUUCUGAGACUCUGUAGAAGAAAAGCAAAUACAACCAUGGCUGGUGAAUUCGAAGACUGACACAAGAAGCGGCUCAGCUCACGGCCUACAGAUGAAGUGGGACCCCAACGCAUGUCUGAUGCAAGAUACAUAUACAGAGCAUACCCACAUGGCGGAGUUCUUGCUUCUACCUUGACGCAAAAAAUGGACUCAGUUACUUUUAAUCUUAGGAUGCAUUAAAAAGAUUUCCUGUGAUCUUCAGGGCUAUCUAAUGGUUGCCUUGGUAACGAGAAAGUCAUCAGUCUGACCCACUGUGGAGAAAUGUCUAACAUUAAGAUGCAAGCACCUGUUGGAAGGGGAUGUGUGAAAGACUGGUUUUCAAAAACUACAUCAAUCUACCGCAGACAACGAGUCUCUGUCAGUGUGUCUUUCCUCCUCAUCCCUAUCUUCCUACUCCUCUUCUUCCUGGUUACACCUGCUCAGUCCAUUCAUCUGGAGCCCAUAGAGAGCCACAGUGAGUUUAGCUGUGAGCCCAUCAGACUGAGAAUGUGUCAGGAUCUGCCUUACAACACCACCUUCAUGCCCAAUCUACUGAAUCACUACGACCAGCAAACCGCUGCACUAGCCAUGGAGCCUUUCCAUCCCAUGGUAAACCUGGUGUGCAGCGCUGACCUGAGGAUGUUCCUGUGUGCCCUGUAUGCUCCAGUGUGCACUGUGUAUGGACAGGUGUCCAUGCCGUGUCGAUCCCUCUGCCAGCGGGCCAAGGAUGAGUGCCACAAACUCAUGGAGAUAUUUGGAGUAGCCUGGCCAGAUGAUAUGGAGUGUAGCAGGUUCCCAGACUGUGAUGAGCCCUAUCCUCGUCCGGAGGAUCUGCUGACAAGCUCUGACCCCACUGACAAGUCAUCCAUGAUUGUCCAGAGAGACUAUGGUUUCUGGUGUCCCAGAGAGCUCAAGGUCGACCCAGACCUGGGUUACACCUUCAUGGGGAGAAAGGACUGUUCUGCCCCAUGCCCUUCAAUGUUCUUCAACAAACAGGAGCUUACCUUCAUCCGCUACUUCAUAGGAGUUGUUUCCAUUGUGUGUCUGUCUGCAACACUCUUCACUUUCCUGACGUUUCUCAUUGAUGUCACCAGGUUUCGAUACCCAGAGCGGCCAAUAAUCUUCUAUGCUGUGUGUUAUGUCAUGGUGUCACUGGUUUUCUUUCUGGGGUUCCUGCUGGAAGACAGGGUGGCAUGCAACGCAGUCAGCCCUUCACAGUUCAGAGCUUCAACCAUAACACAGGGCUCCCACAACAAGGUGUGCACCCUGUUCUUCAUGGUCCUGUAUUUCUUCACCAUGGCUGGCAGUGUGUGGUGGGCCAUACUAACAAUCACUUGGUUCCUGGCCGCUGUGCCUAAAUGGGGCAGUGAGGCCAUUGAGAAGAAAGCUCUCCUCUUCCAUGCUGUUGCCUGGGGGCUCCCAGGGGCCCUGACUGUCACCCUGUUGGCCCUGAACAAAAUUGAAGGAGAUGGGAUCAGUGGAGUGUGUUUCAUAGGGCUGUAUGACAUAGACACCCUGAGGUGGUUUGUUCUGGCACCGCUCUGCCUCAAUGUGGCGGUCGGUGUCUCUCUCCUGUUGGUGGGCAUUGUGGCUCUGAACCGAGUACGUAUGGAGAUCCCGCUGGAGAAGGAGAACCAGACCAAACUAGUCAAGUUCAUGAUCCGGAUGGGAGUGUUUUCGGUGCUCUACCUGGUCCCCUUGCUGACUGUGAUUGGGUGCUACCUGUACGAACACGCGUACCGGAGCAUUUGGGAGACAACAUGGAUGGAGGAAAACUGCAGGCAGUAUCACAUCCCUUGCCCAUACAAGGUGGAGCAGACCAGCCGGCCAGCCCUGGUUUUGUUCUUAAUGAAAUAUCUGAUGAUGUUGGUGGUGGGGAUCCCUUCUGUUUUCUGGGUGGGCAGCAAGAAGACCUGUUUUGAAUGGGCCAGCUUCCUGCAUGGACGCAGACGCAAAGACAGUGGGGUGAAUGAGUCUCGUCAGGUGCUGCAGGAGCAGCCAGACUUUGCCCAGUCUCUGUUGCGUGAACCCAACACUCCCAUCAUUAGGAAAUCCAGAGGAACAUCCACUCAGGGCACCUCUACCCACGCCUCUUCUACCCACUUGGCUGUCUUGGAUGACCUUGACGAACCAGUCAGAACUCACCAUGGCCACCCCGCCUCCACCAGGAGUAAGGCCAGCAGCGUUCACAGUAAGGCCAGCUACCACGGCAGCCUGCGCCGCACUCGUGACAACAGGAGUGAUACUGUGGUUUACCGAGGUACAGAGGAGCGCAGUUUCCAUGGCAGCAUGCCGCGUCUUGACCACCCACUCUCCACUCAUAGCAGUCUCCAUCAGAUAGAUGGCCACUCGAGGCACGGCAGCCAGCGUGAUGUAUCCGAGGCCUCGCCCACCCUCAUCACCCACGGGACAACAGCUAGCCACAGCCAAGCUGCUGAGAAUGAAGGCACCAGCGCCUGAAAACAGCCGCAAGUUUCAGGAAAUUAUUGUGAGGAUGCUGUUGAUGCCUUUUGGAGGAAGAUUUGCACCCAGCAGACAUACACCCGUCUUUUUAGUGUGUAAGAUAUUUCCUCUGAAAGAUGGAAAAUGUAUCGGUAAGUGCUGUGGUGGUGAUUUUGCAUUCGCUUCUUGUGUGGCUAAAGGCUAACACAAGUUCAGGCAGUGAACAUAACUGACCUUUCACAGAUUCAGUUAAGUUUCACUGUAAGUUGGACAGGUUCGUUUACUUUAUUACUUUAUCUGGAUUGACGGGCAGAUGACUCCUUAAUGCUUGACUCAAACAGGCUCUGCCAACAAGAAUAAAUCCACCUCCUCGGACAUGCGAGGACACCAGUGAUGAUGACGUUAUUCAGGGAUCAUUUUGGUUGCUCCCAGGUAAACCAGAGCAACACUCCGUAGAAAACAGCGAAAAAAUUAAAAAGGAACUGAAUUGUUUCUAAAGAUCCUGGGUUUGAAGGUUGGACACCAGUUGUUCCUGAGAGUAGCGUGACCAGUCUUAAGGUGGAAUGAUUUCCAAAUCCUGACCUUUCACCAUCUACAUUCUUAUUAUUAAAUAUGUGAACACUGCCGAGUAUUGCUUUUGUAACAAUUUUAAACAGUGUAUCUCAAAGAUUUUUACUUCGGUCACAGUCUUGACUGAGACUCUUUCUUUGUUCUGGAAUGCAGCUCUUAAUGAAUGAUAUUUAUCUCUGUGUGGCUUCAGAGGCUGACAAAUAUGGGCUUAACGUGAAAUGGUGGACCUUUCUGUGGUUUAGUGAAAUAUUUUUAUACUGUGAAAACUGUCUUGUCUGCUGCUGAAAGUGUGUGUGUGUGUGUGUGGGAGGGAGAGAGAGAGAGGGACACAAGUGGUCGUAUAUGUUUUAAAGUUCAGUGCUACCCUCCAGUGGUGAACACAGAAAGCAUGAUGGAGAGAGCUGAGAGAUGGGGAACUUGUGUAACCCAGAAUGUAAAAUGGAUGUUUCAGAGUCAGAAAAAUGGACGCAUUAUUACAGAGGUGGUCGGGUGAAAUGAGCUGAAGUAAAUGUGCGCACACAUUAUUCCAGCUCAGACUGCUUUUUGCCCUCUCCCACCUGUUUUAGCACUGACUUUUUUUCUUUACAUAGAGGCAUUUGCCUGACAGAUAGAAAAGGCAGCUCUAGAAACACUAUGACAGUUUAUUCAGACAAGUACAUGUUUUUUUUUUCAGUUGUCAGCCAACCAGUCUGUGUCAGAGCAUCCUACAAAAAAUGGGAUACUGAUAAGUUAUCUGAUAACAAGACUCGUCUGAUAACCCAGAUCACUGCAUCCAAGCCUCGUGUCUGCAUAGACUGGAGUGCAAUUUAACCACCACUAAUCACUGAGGAUUUUUUUUUUUUCUUUUGUUGCUUUUUUGCCCAGACCACUGCGCUUGAUAUGUACUUCCACUGCUAAUGUACAUGCUCUUUGCUCAUGCUUGUUUGUUGCUUGCCCAAAGCAGUGCAGACAUUUGACAGUGAAACUGUAGAGAAAAACAUGUGUGCUAAUGUUGCUACAUUUUCUGUGACAUUACGUUAAGUCAAUGUUACAGGAAAUGUAUAUUGGAAAUGAUUUUCUAUAGUUUGUUUUGUUCCAAUCCCUGAACACCCAAUUAACCUACCUCACCUGUACCCUCAGCCUUCUCUGGACAUGCACACGCACACAAUCAUUAUUAUCAUUAUUGUUGUUAUUAUUAUUACAAUCAUAGUCAAACUCAACACAAAAAAAUCAUUUCAGUUAAAGUAUUGGUGCUUAUUUCCAAAGAAUCUGAACUUCUGUAACAUCAAACAGACUAUUUGACUCAUGGGCAUUGCCUUGUAACACACACACACACACGCAAACACGUACAUGCACAUCAGUAGGAUAUCUGUAGCUAGCUGUCCGUCCUUCCUACAGUUGGCUUUGUGUUUUUCCAGUCUACCUCUUCAGUUCAGAUGCACCCAGCUGACUCGUUUCACUGCUGCCUCUCCUCCCAGCUGUCUCUUUAUGUUUCCAGUUUCUUAUGACCAACUCCCAGUUGUCAACUUGUCUGACUGCAUAUAUGUUGUACAUAGUUUUUCCAACCUGAUGACUAAUCUGCCUCACAUCUGCCUUCUGCCUCUCCUCCUGUAAAUGUGCCCACAAUGAUCUUUUUUUUGGACCUACAGCAACUGUCUGUACAAUCCGUAACCGCUUACAAACAUUAACCGUUGUGCUUUUACCUCUGAGAGAUGCUGUGGUGAAUACAUCAUCGAUCUCUUCUUUUCAGCUAUGAAAUAUCUCGUUCUUUUCGCUUCACCUAAGUCUGUCCUAAUUACUAUUAGCCAUCAACAGCGAGGCGUGAGGAAGACUUCUGACGUCUCCCUGUGGACAGCCUCACAGUGAGCUGCAGUAGCUUGACAAUAUGACACAUUAUCAGUGAUGGUUCAAAAACAUGAUACUAUUGUGAAUUCUGAAACUUGAGUUGUAUUUGCCUUUUUAAUUUAUUUACAGUUUGGGACUGUAAUGACUUCUUUUACAUGCAGUCUUAAUAAACCUUUUAUAGAC
This is a messenger RNA of Scatophagus argus, 5794 nucleotides long. RefSeq names its product frizzled-3-like. The coding region runs from base 1058 to 3235 and encodes 725 amino acids. Gene Ontology annotation, cellular component: plasma membrane. Gene Ontology annotation, molecular function: Wnt-protein binding; Wnt receptor activity. NCBI's taxonomy places the organism in Eukaryota, Metazoa, Chordata, Actinopteri, Scatophagidae. The transcript has 11 exons. Gene Ontology annotation, biological process: non-canonical Wnt signaling pathway; canonical Wnt signaling pathway. The record is from RefSeq and is a predicted model, not a curated record.